Messenger RNA from Aspergillus novofumigatus IBT 16806, 1440 nucleotides. RefSeq lists its product as uncharacterized. The record is from RefSeq and is a predicted model, not a curated record. NCBI's taxonomy places the organism in Eukaryota, Fungi, Ascomycota, Eurotiomycetes, Eurotiales, Aspergillaceae. The coding region runs from base 1 to 1440 and encodes 479 amino acids. The transcript has 3 exons.
AUGCAACACCUCCAAGAACUUGAAGCUCGUCUCGAUCAACUCAUCUCCGAAAAUCGACUCCUCAUUGCCGCUCGUGAAGCCGCCGAGGAUAAACUUCGGAAUGCUAGUGUCGCCCGUCGGAAGAGCGACCAUACACUCAACGAGCGCAGUGCCGACCUACGUGACAGAGAAGCCGAGGUGGAAAAUCUCAAAAAUUCCGUGGAAUGGCUUCAAAAGGAAGUGACCCGCCUAACAGAAGAGAACGAAGGGCUUGCUACGACGAACUCCAACCUGACCACCGCCCAUGCCAAGGAAAUUGAGUCGGUGCGCGAAUCGUCCUCUCGCCAAUUGGACGACUUGCGCUCGAGAUAUGAGCAGCUCUCAAUGGAAGUGCAGAACACAGAUAAUGAACUGCGACGGCUGAAGGAAGAGCUUGAGACCGCUCGGGAUAAGGUGUCGCAGUUACAACAACAAAUUGCGGCAUCUUUGCAUGAUAAUGUUCUCGUCUUCCGCGAUGAGGAUUACUUUGAUGCUGCAUGCCAAAAACUGUGUGGACAUGUGCAGCAAUGGGUGUUGCGGUUCUCCAAACACUCUGACCAUCGACGUUGCCGCAAACUCGCUGAGAUGCAGGACGAGAAGAUUGCGGACCGCUUCGACAAUGCGAUCCUGGACGGCUACGAUACAGAUACCUACCUCGCCGACCGUGUUCGUCGCCGCAAUGUCUUCAUGUCGGUGGUGAUGACCAUGGUGUGGGAGUUUGUAUUCACACGGUAUUUGUUUGGCAUGGAUCGUGAGCAACGCCAAAAACUCAAGUCCCUGGAAAAGCAACUGAGCGAGGUUGGUCCACGGAGCGCUGUCCAUCGUUGGCGCGCAAUUACUCUUACCCUCCUGUCGAAGCGACCGGCAUUUGCUCGUCAGCGUGAAAGCGACACGGAAGCGGUUGCAUUGGAAAUCUUUGGGACUCUGUCGCGUCUCCUCCCACCCCCAAGCCAUGUCGAAGCGCAGCUCUUGGAGUCUCUACGCAAGGUUCUCCGGGUUGCAGUCAACCUGUCAAUUGAGAUGCGCACGCAGCUGGCCGAAUACAUUAUGCUGCCGCCACUCCAACCCGAAUACGACACAAAUGGAGACUUAGCACGGCAGGUCUAUUUCAACGCCUCGUUGAUGAACGAACGCAGCGGGGAGACAACCUCGAAUGAGGAGCUGGAGUCGCAGCAAGCAGUCGUCCGGGUCGUCUUGUUCCCGCUCGUGGUAAAGAAGGGCAACGACACAGGCGAGGGUGAAGAUGAAGUAGUUGUCUGCCCUGCUCAGGUGCUUGUCGCUCGACCCGACAAAGAUCCAAGGGCCAGCAAAGUCUUCAGCAGCGACCGCAUGUCACUGGACGGAACCAAGUCUGCGUCAUCCCCUACAGCUUCGGUACAGUGCAACUCUUCUCGUGAAUUCUCGUCCAGAGAGCCCCGAUGA